AAGCCAGGCGUAUUUUCCCAGAACUACUAGCCAACACCAAGUAUGCAGAUUCAACAUGGUGAUAAUGCUUUUUGUCUUAAAGUCUCCUAAAAAUUUUGGAGGUCUUUAUCCGUGCAGUUUAGAUACUGGAUGGACACCAAGAUUCAUAAUUGUACCGAUUAUUGACAAUUAUGAAUCUAUAUUCCUUUUUGCAAUGUCAAACUUCACCUAGGUCUUAAGCAGCAUUCUACCUGUUCAGAGUAAGCCUUUUCUUAUUCCCAUCCUGUUUAUACACGUUUAGAAUCCCCAAUUGUUUUAUGGAAAAUGAUCAUUCAAGUUAAAAAUCAAGUUUGAAAUUAGUGCUUCACUGUGAAUGUUCAUUUGGAAUUCAAAGCCUUAGCAAUGACAUAAAAACCCUCAAAAUUCAAUUAGGUUUUGAUUUUGAUGUGAAUCUUUUCUGUAGAAGAAAAAAAAAACCUAUCAAAUUACUCACAGCCCGUGCCUUUCCAAAAAUUGUUUCGGGCUCACUCUAAAAAAAUUUAGGAGGCAAACAAUCUGUAUCUAAUAAGUAAUAAUUAUUUUGAAGGAAACUGGGUAGUACAAUUUUUUUUUCUGUGCAAGAUAAAAGAACAGUAUUGACUUAAAGUGGAAAACCAAUCGAGGGAACAUAUUAAAAUGAACAGGGCGGGUCCUGGACAGUGAUGUCAACAGAGCUACCAAUAAGGUUCCCGUGCUAAUUUUCCUGUGUGGGCCAAUGAAAACGGGGCUCGCUCGCCUUAUAUAUACGUACUCCGGCAACGGAGCAUUAGGCUUUGCCAAAAUUUCAUCUUCUUUUUGUAUAAGCUAUGGCUCGUACUAAGCAGACCGCUCGCAAGUCCACCGGCGGCAAGGCCCCGCGCAAGCAGCUGGCCACCAAGGCCGCCCGCAAGAGCGCCCCGGCCACCGGCGGCGUGAAGAAGCCGCACCGCUACCGGCCCGGCACCGUGGCGCUGCGCGAGAUCCGGCGCUACCAGAAGUCGACCGAGCUGCUGAUCCGCAAGCUGCCGUUCCAGCGUCUGGUGCGCGAGAUCGCGCAGGACUUCAAGACCGACCUGCGCUUCCAGAGCUCGGCCGUCAUGGCGCUGCAGGAGGCCAGCGAGGCCUACCUGGUGGGUCUGUUUGAGGACACCAACCUGUGCGCCAUCCACGCCAAGCGCGUCACCAUCAUGCCCAAGGACAUCCAGCUGGCUCGCCGCAUUCGCGGGGAGAGGGCUUAAAUUUUCUCUGGUUGUGUUCUUCCCCAAAGGCUCUUUUCAGAGCCACCACAUUUCUCACUAGAGAGGCUGAUUGCACUAAGCAUCCCAGGAUAUCAACUUGUAUUGAUGUAACAUUGUACUACAGAAUCUUCGGAAAGUAGACUUAAGUUUCCCUUAAGAUUUAGUUAAUAACAUUCCGUGACACAGAAAGAGGCAGUUCCCCAGCGAUUAAAUCACUGAUUUCU
Messenger RNA from Alexandromys fortis (reed vole), 1459 nucleotides. Its product is annotated as histone H3. The record is from RefSeq and is a predicted model, not a curated record. NCBI's taxonomy places the organism in Eukaryota, Metazoa, Chordata, Mammalia, Rodentia, Cricetidae. Gene Ontology annotation, molecular function: structural constituent of chromatin; protein heterodimerization activity; DNA binding. Gene Ontology annotation, cellular component: nucleosome. Bases 825 to 1235 code for a protein of 136 amino acids. The transcript has a single exon.